GUCUACACGUAAAAUCAGAAAUUCUGGGGGAGCCCUCCCCCCCCCCCCCCCCCCAAGAGCAGCUGUAGAUCCGCCCCUGGCGGUAGGCCUUUGAUGACGGAGGAGCCAAAUCCGGUUGACCGCAUUUGAUUAAGGUAAUUGUGGUACCGGUAAGUUUCAGAAACGGUAAUUUUCAAAUUAAUUUCUUAAUUAUCUUCAAUUUCUUCCUUAAUAAUAUUCAUUGCUAUAUAUAAAUUUCAACUGUACGAUAAGAAUAAUCUCUCUUAAUAAUUUAAUUAAAUUCUUAUUUAUGAUGUCAUUCUUUGUUAUUCCAUUCAGUGGCGGAGCCACGUUAUGUGGUGUGGGGUCAAUGGACCCCACUUGAAAAUGGGUGCCUGAAUGAAAAUACAUAUGAGGCAUGCAAGAAUUAAACCUUGGACCCAUGAAUACGAGACACCAGCUGAGACACCAGCUGCACCAUUACAAUAUAUCUUGAGUUAUGUUUAAUGAGUUCUGUGGUUUUAAUUUUCAUAUAAUUCUUGGACCCCACUAAAAUAUUUCUCUGGCUACGCCAAUGAUUCCAUUAGCCUUUAUUAUUCCCCAAUCUCCGCCUUGGUUUUCGCUAAUGUAAGUAUAAUUACUCUCAAAAAAUUAAUUUCUUCCUAAUUUUAAUGUCUAGCUUUAUUGCUGUUCAAUUAGCUACGUCUUCAUAAGUAGAUUUAAUUUAAAAAAUUUAUGUACUUCCCUAUUUAUGCAAAUUAGCUUUUAAUUUCUCCUCUUAAUAAUAUUGACAACCUUUAAUAUUUCCUUGGUCUUCAUUUUAUUAGUAAUUUAUUUUUUGUAUUUAAAGUAGGCUUUAAAUUUUUUUAUUUUGGACAAUCGUCAUUAUUGAUUAAUGUACAGCACUUACAAGAGGUUAAUAAUACCGUGGUGGUGUUUUUUCGAUAAGAUCGACUUUGCCUCAAAGGCAAGAUUUAAUCUCUAGUGUUAGAGAUUUCUAGCACCAUAGUCGUGCAUUUUUAUUAGUGAUUUUGUAGGUGCCCAUCGAAGAAGCAUACUUCUGGCCGCAUAUGAGAGACGACGUGGAGAUGUACGUGAAGACUUGUUUUGUGUGCCAACAAGACAAGAUGGAGCAGAGAAGUCCGACUGGCUUGCUAGAGCCAUUGCCCACACCUCAAUGACCAUGGGAGAGUGUAAGUAUGGACUUCAUCGUCAGCCUUCCCAAAGUCGAAGGAUAUUAUUGCAUCAUGGUUGUGGUGCACAAGUUCUCGAAAUAUGGCGUGUUCAUUCCGGGGCCGAAAGACAUGACGGCGGAGGAUGCGACACGACUAUUCUUCAAGAAUCUGGUCAAGUGUUGGGGCAUUCCUAGCAACAUAACGAGUGACAGAGAUGGGCGCUUCAAGGGCCGAUUUUGGCGGGAGUUGUUCAAGAUCAUGGGCUCUGGCUUGAACUUCUCGACGACAUUUCAUCAACAAAGAGAUGGGCAGACUAAGUGCGUGAAUGCCUUGCAGGAGGUGUACUUGGGGCACUAUGUGAGUGCAAACCAACGCGAUUUGGUGACGUUGAUGGACACGACACAGUUCUCCUACAACUUGCACUGCAGCGAGUCGACCAACACGAGCCCAUUCGAGUUGGCGACGGGACAGCAGCCGUUGACACCUACGACGGUGGCAACAGGGUAUAUAAGCAACAAUCCGACAGUCGACAAAUUCGCAAAAGACUGGCACGAGAAGAUGGAGAUGGCCAAGUCUUACUUAGCCGGCGCUAGUAAGAAGAUGAAGAAGUGGGCGGACAAGAAGAGGCGACACUUGGAGUUUGAAGAGGGAGACAUGGUGAUGGUGAAGUUCUACCCUCACCGCUUCAAGCAUCUCAGGAACGUGAACAAGGGACUUAUUCACCGCUAUGAAGGGACAUUCAAUAUCGUGAAGAGGAUUGACAAGGUGGCGUACAAGGUGGAGAUGUCGUCACAUUUGGAGAUCCAUCCGGUCUUUCAUGUGAGCCAACUCAAAGUUUUCAACGACGACAAGGAGGAUGAGAGGCGGAAGGAGUCACAUCGCGCACCAACACUCGUCACCAAGACACACGACCAUGAAGUCGAAGAGAUCAUGGCGCAUCGUGUCAUUCCUCGUCGUGGUGUUCAUCCAAGCUAUGCGGAGUACUUGGUCAAGUGGCGCAACCUUCCAGAGAGCGAGGCGAGUUGGGAGAAUGAGCUCUCGCUUUGGAAGAACAAGGACUUGAUCGAGACUUUUCGACAAGAGGACUCAACAAGGGCGUCGCGAGCAUAGGUGGAGGAGGAUGUUACAUGUGGCAGAUGACAUGACACAAACAAAGUGACAACAUGACGGCUGCACAUGUGGCGUGUAUGGAAGACUAGAAGUAUAGAGAUGCCUCUAGGAUUCUCCACCUAAAUGAGAGCUUAAUGAUGCACUUAUGAGUCACAUAAUGGGUGACAUCAUCUUCUCUGUCUUUCUUGCUUUCUUUGGUUGCUUGUGAAUUUGAGAGAAGGAUGCUUAGUUCUCUAACGGAAUUGAGAGCUAAUGAAACACCAUAACCCGGCCAGGUACUACUUUUACUAAAAUGCCCUUGAUAAAUAAAAUGCUCAAAUCGUA
Molecule: messenger RNA, 2588 nt
Organism: Linum trigynum
Lineage: Eukaryota; Viridiplantae; Streptophyta; Magnoliopsida; Malpighiales; Linaceae
Source: the annotation of a GenBank genome assembly